AUAGCUUCGUGUGGAAGGCAGGACGGCAGUGGACACUGUGUACCAGCCUUUAUACUCUCUCGCCUAGUUGGGUUCGGGGGAAGAGUAGCUGCUUCCGUCUCCGUAUGCUAUCGUGCCCCUCUUCUCCGACCGCUGCCCUAAUCGUACCACCGAUCACCGCCGUCGCGUUUCCAGAGCAAUGGUGGGCCUCACCGGGAGUAAUGGCGGAGUUGCGACGGUGGCGGAGCCGCAGUACGAGAAGGCGAAGAUAUCGGUGUGGUGGGACAUCGAGAACUGCCAGGUUCCGAAGGGAUGCGAGCCCCACUCGAUCGCACAGAACAUAAGCUCGGCGCUGGCGACGAUGAACUACUGCGGGCCUGUGUCGUCGAUCUCCGCGUACGGCGACACUACGGGCAUUCCAAACUCCGUCCAACAGGCUCUCAAUAGCACCGGCAUCGCCUUGAACCACGUCCCUGCAGGAGUUAAAGAUGCAAGCGACAAGAAGAUUCUGGUGGAUAUGUUAUUCUGGGCCGUGGACAAUGCUGCGCCUGCUAAUUUUUUGUUAAUUUCCGGUGAUCGGGACUUUUCUAAUGCUCUGCAUCAGCUGCGCAUGAGGAAAUACAAUAUUCUCCUGGCUCAACCUCAGAAAGCAUCUGUACCACUUGUUGCUGCCGCUAAAAGUGUCUGGCUCUGGACAAGUCUUUUGGCUGGAGGGCCACCUUUAUCGAAUAGCGGCUCUCCUCAAUCUGUUGACAGCAACUCUAGUUAUUUUUCCGACUCUGAAUCAUUGCAUGGUCUUGGUCCUGAUCCUGUUCACUUAGACCAGCCAGGGGAUUCCUUCUAUGAGAGCCAUCACUCUGGGACUCAGAAAGCCUCAAGUAUGGGGAGGGGAAAAGAUGCUAAACAUAAAGGGAAACAGCUUCGGAUGAAUCUGAGUCAACCAAAUAUUUCACAAUCUUCAAGUGUGCCACUAGGAGUUAAAGAAGAUCAGAAUAGUUCAAAUUCCCAUCAACCUGGAUAUAUGCAUGUGAAGCAAUUCGAGGACCCCCCGGAUUUAUCUAGUACUUGUGAUCCCGGAGUAACCUCAAGCAUGCCUGCCCCAAACUUCGUGCCUGGCAGUGCUGACCUUUCCUGGACUACCGACAAUAACAUUCAGAGUGAUUACCAAAACUAUUACUCGCGUCCUGUAAGGCCAAACAACGUUCCUUUGCAGCCUCCGUUUUCACCGGGUAAUGUGCCUCCACCUGAUCCGCGUGCCUUUGCUUCCCAUUCAAGGCCUCCAAGGCCUGAUGGACCAAGCUUCACACCAGGUCCUCCAACAAAAGUGCCCGAUGUUGGAAAGCUAAACCAGCCAGUGGAUUCCUUCUAUGAGAGCCAUCACUCUGGGACUCAGAAACCCUCAAGUAUGGGGAGGGGAAAAGAUGCUAAAUAUAAGGGGAAACUGCCUCGGAGGAAUCCGAGUCAACCAAAUAUUUCAGUAUCUUCAAGUGUGCCACCAGGAGUUAAAGAAGAUCAGAAUAGUGCAAACUCCCGUCAACCUGGAUAUAUGCAUGUGAAGCAAUUCGAGGACCCCCGGGAUUUAUCUAGUACUUGUGAUCCCGGAGUAACCUCAAGCAUGCCUGCCCAAAACUUCAUGCCUGGCAGUGCUGACCUUUCUUGGACUACCAACAAUAACGUUCAGAGUAAUUACCAAAACUAUUACUCGCGUCCUGUAAGGCCAAACCACGUUCCUUUGCGGCCUCCAUUUGCACCAGGUAAUCUGCCUCGACCUGAUCCGCAUGCCUUUGCCUCCCAUUCAGGGCCUCCAAGGCCUGAUGGACCAAGCUUCACACCAGGUCCUCCAACAAAAAUACCCGAUGUUAGCGAGAUAAAUAUUUCUGGAUACCGCGGCAAUGAUUAUCAGCCCUCUACUUCACAACCACGAAUUGGAGUAGAGUUAAAACAAAAUCACACAAGCCAUGUAAAAUUAAAUGGUCCGCAGAGGGGCCACGUGGAUAACAAGCCUUCAUUUUACAAUGAUGCACUGAACAACGCGCAUCCCAAUGGUCGAGAAUUUCAAUCAUCAUCUUCCUCAGCCACGGUCACCACUAAUAUCUCCAGUCAUGGUGUAUGCGCAAUUCCAGGAUGCUCUAAACCGUCUGAAUAUGAUCAAGGCCUGAUCAGGGUAGUUCUACUUGCCUUGAAGACGUUAAAAACUGAGAAGAUUAUGCCAAAUCAAGCAAAUAUAACUGAUUGCAUACGUUAUGGUGAUCCCAAGCACCGAACAGCUGAUGUUAAGAAAGCUUUAGAGAGUGCAGUUGAGCAGAAGCUUGUAGUUAAGAAGAACUUGAGAGGUUCUUUGCAAAUAUAUGUUGGUAAGAAUCAGAAACUAUGGGAGUGUGUGAACCCCAAUAGGGGUUAUAUUAUGCUUUUCCCAGAAGCAACAUGGAAUGAAAUCCGUAAAUUUUUAACAUCCUCUCCUGGCCGAUCUGCAGUAAUGGCUUCUCAAUGCAGGUAUGAAGCUGCUACUAUUAUGAAGCAAAUGUGCUUAAAAGAGUUUGCUUUGGGCGAUGUACUUCAGAUCUUACACCUGGUGAUCAAUGUGAAGAAGUGGGUCACACAUCAUCAGUCAGGAUGGCAGCCAGUUAACAUCACUGUCACAGAGGCCUGACCUGAAUUGGGGGCUGCAGCUGGGGCAUAAGCCCAAUAGGAGCUAGUUGUUGUUUAAAGGAGGGCUGGUGGAAAAUUAUUUGAUAUGGAGUACUCGAAGGUUUCUUGGAACUAGGGAUCAGUUAAUGGAGGUUUGUUUUCUGAAUGACUAUCAACUAUAGAGUUAAUAGCUUUGGAAGUUUAUUUGAGGUGGUUGAGUAAGGUUCAUUGGUACAAUGACAUUGGUUUGUUUUUUUCCGCUUCUUAGGGAAUUAGAAAGAACGCCCGGAUAAUUGUCUGUUGAGGCAACUAUGCUGAGUUUGUAGGGUUGCUAGACACUAGCUAGUUGCUACCAUGAUCCGCUGUCUCCAGUAUAAGGGUUUACAUUGUGUAUAUGCGGUAUACAUUGAUGGGUAUACUUGCUUUGCCUGGGGUUGGCUCUUUUUGUGAUUGUUUAGAUGUUUUGAGGGGAAGUCGACAAACUAAGAAAAAAUUGGCGCUAGGUCUCCAAUGUUUCUGUGAUUUAUUGGGGACUAGUAGUUUGACUAAUUUGUUACCUCCAAUAUCGUGGAGUUAGCAAUGGAAGAGGUUUUUAGAUUGCAACAAGCGGCUAUCGGCGAGAAACUAUUCCUGAUAUUGGUAAUCAAAUGAAGAUGGCGCUGUUUACUAAAUGAGCAGACAGAUGAAUUUCUGUUAUUGUUACCUCCAGUGCUCGUGGAGUUAGCAACGGAAAGGUUCCAGAUUGUGUAGUGCAGUGUCCGGGUGAAAUUAAUUUCUGAUAUUGAUAAUCAGAUCAAAAUGGAGAAGUUUACUUAGUGAGCAGAUAAAAGAAGGUCCUUGUGGCUGCAGACAUAUAUUGAAGCAGCCAAAGUUACGUUGGAGGACUUUUUUACCUUCUUGAAUCUCGCUUCAAGCUGUUUCGAUUUAAAGGUGGAAACCAUUUUGAUCUCUUAUCAGUGUAUGAUAGAUACUAGCAGCAGCUAAUACACUAUAUGAAGAGCAAAUGUAGCGCCAGAUGACCACACGUUUCAUUUCAAUGCGGUAUCAGUUGAUAUAACCAUGAAGAUGCCAGUUGAUGCUGGAAUGCUAAGAUCUCUGUUGAGGUUUAGUAAGAAAGACGCAAGAUUGGCUGUUGAGAGGCCCACUUCACAACCCAUUUUCAAAGUUCCCUUGUUACAUCACAUUAUAUAUAUGCACACACAUAUCGAAUCCGCAGCUCUGUUUCCUUUGUGCGUCGGUGUUUAGUUACUGGGUCUUGUCAGGCACUGUUAAAUCUGUUUAAUAUACAUUUUUACAUGAGCUUGUAUUUUAUUUUGCCAUGCAAUGGCUCUGAACAAUCAACUUAGCAGCCAAUGCAGAGGUUUCGUUCA
Molecule: messenger RNA, 3977 nt
Organism: Diospyros lotus (date-plum)
Lineage: Eukaryota; Viridiplantae; Streptophyta; Magnoliopsida; Ericales; Ebenaceae
Exons: 3
Coding region: 179-2629 (816 amino acids)
Biological process (GO): regulation of gene expression
Cellular component (GO): peroxisome
Molecular function (GO): RNA nuclease activity
Source: RefSeq, a predicted model, not a curated record